Messenger RNA from Nicotiana attenuata, 576 nucleotides. RefSeq lists its product as uncharacterized. The coding region runs from base 1 to 576 and encodes 191 amino acids. NCBI's taxonomy places the organism in Eukaryota, Viridiplantae, Streptophyta, Magnoliopsida, Solanales, Solanaceae. The transcript has a single exon. The record is from RefSeq and is a predicted model, not a curated record.
AUGCAGCAGACACAAUUGCAAGGUGAUUUGAGUCAAAGAUUGACUAGUGUGUGCAGCAAUGGUAAAUUCAAAAUACAGAACUUAUACAAGAAAAUGGUGCCAGAAUACAGUAAAAUUGCGUGGAGAGGAGUAAUGCAACAUCCAAGUGUGCAUCCAAGGUUCAGGUUUAUCUUAUGGCUUGCAAUGCAAAGAAGAUUAGCAACUGUGGAAAGAUUGAUGAAGAUAGGCAUCACUGUCCCAGCUGAGUGCGUUUUCUGUAAACAAGCAAAGGAAACUUUUAACCAUUUAUACUUUGAAUGCUCGAUCACAAGCAGACUAUGGGCUAAAAUGUGUAAAUGGCUGGGGUAUACAAGGAAUAUAGGGGACUGGGAGUGUGAAUUGAUGUGGAUCAGUACAAUAGCAAAGAGCAGGAAAGGUAUUAAUGGCAUCACUUGUUGUAUUUUUGCUAUGAUGGUUGUUGUGAUAUGGAGGGAGAGAAACAGAGGCAAAUUUGAGCAGAAGAAGUAUGAUGAACAACAGAUUUGCAGGGAGAUGGUCCAACAUGUCCAUGUACGAGGGAAGAAACAAAGCAAAUGA